Talpa occidentalis (Iberian mole) is the source of this 4151-nucleotide messenger RNA. RefSeq names its product G elongation factor mitochondrial 1 (gene GFM1). Gene Ontology annotation, biological process: mitochondrial translational elongation. Gene Ontology annotation, molecular function: GTP binding; GTPase activity; translation elongation factor activity. The record is from RefSeq and is a predicted model, not a curated record. The transcript has 18 exons. Bases 106 to 2373 code for a protein of 755 amino acids. Gene Ontology annotation, cellular component: mitochondrion. NCBI's taxonomy places the organism in Eukaryota, Metazoa, Chordata, Mammalia, Eulipotyphla, Talpidae.
UGUUCCCGGUGCAGCUUGCGGCGUGACUUUGAGCGCUUGACGCCAAAGAGCCGGCUGCAGAGCGGACCUGGGGCCGCGGGACCUCCGAGCCUGUGCCGAGUUAUCAUGAGGCUGCUGGGGGUCGCUGCCGCUGCAGCGGCUCGGGGCCGCGGGCCGCUGGCUGGGGUCCCUUCCUUCUGGGGCUGGCCGGGGAGGCAGAUUAAAUGGAAGGCCUGCAGAUGGUGUUCAUCAGGGGUGAUUCCUAAUGAAAAAAUACGAAAUAUUGGAAUUUCAGCACAUAUUGAUUCGGGGAAAACUACAUUAACGGAACGCGUGCUUUACUACACUGGCAGAAUUGCAAAAAUGCAUGAGGUGAAAGGUAAAGAUGGAGUUGGUGCUGUUAUGGAUUCCAUGGAACUAGAGAGACAAAGAGGAAUCACUAUUCAGUCAGCUGCUACUUAUACCAUGUGGAAAGAUGUCAAUAUCAACAUUAUAGAUACUCCUGGACAUGUGGACUUCACGAUAGAAGUUGAAAGGGCCCUCCGAGUGUUGGAUGGAGCAGUCCUUGUUCUCUGCGCCGUUGGAGGGGUGCAGUGCCAGACCAUGACUGUUAAUCGGCAGAUGAAGCGCUAUGACGUUCCAUUUCUAACUUUCAUUAAUAAACUGGACCGAAUGGGCUCUAACCCAGCCAGGGCCCUACAGCAAAUGAGGUCUAAACUUAGUCAUAAUGCAGCAUUUGUGCAGCUACCCAUUGGUUUGGAGGGUGCAUUUAAGGGUGUUAUAGAUCUUAUUGAGGAACGAGCCAUUUAUUUUGAUGGAGACUUUGGUCAAACUGUUCGAUAUGGGGAAAUUCCUGCAGAAUUCAGGGCAGCAGCAGCUGACCACCGGAAGGAGCUGAUAGAAUGUGUUGCCAAUUCCGAUGAACAACUUGGUGAAAUGUUCCUUGAAGAAAAAAUCCCUUCAGUUUCUGAAUUAAAGCUUGCAAUUCGAAGAGCUACUUUAAAUAGAUCAUUUACUCCUGUCCUUUUGGGAAGUGCCUUGAAGAACAAAGGAGUUCAGCCUCUUUUAGAUGCUGUUUUAGAGUACCUCCCAAAUCCAUCAGAGGUCCACAAUUACGCUAUUCUCAAUCAAGAGGAUAACUCAAAAGAGAAAACCAAAAUCUUAAUGAACUCGAAAAGAGACAGUUCCCACCCAUUUGUAGGCCUGGCUUUUAAACUGGAGGCAGGUCGAUUUGGACAGUUAACUUAUGUCCGCAACUAUCAAGGAGAGUUGAAGAAGGGUGACACUAUCUAUAAUACAAGGACAGGAAAGAAGGUGCGGGUACAGCGGCUGGUUCGCAUGCAUGCUGACAUGAUGGAGGAUGUUGAACAAGUGUUUGCGGGAGACAUCUGUGCAUUGUUUGGCAUUGACUGUGCUAGUGGAGACACAUUCACAAACAAAGACAGUAGUGGCCUAUCUAUGGAGUCAAUUCAUGUUCCUGAUCCUGUCAUUUCAAUAGCAAUGAAGCCUUCUAACAAGAAUGACCUGGAAAAAUUUUCAAAAGGUAUUGGCAGGUUUACAAGAGAAGACCCUACAUUUAAAGUCCACUUUGACACUGAGAGCAAAGAGACAAUUGUAUCUGGAAUGGGAGAGUUACACUUGGAAAUCUAUGCUCAGAGGCUGGAAAGAGAAUAUGGCUGCCCUUGUAUCACAGGAAAGCCAAAAGUUGCUUUCAGAGAGACCAUUACUGCCCCUGUCCCGUUCGAUUUUACACAUAAAAAACAAUCAGGUGGUGCAGGCCAGUUUGGAAAAGUGAUAGGUGUACUGGAGCCGUUGGACCCAGAGAAUUACACUAAGUUGGAGUUUUCAGAUGAAACAUUUGGAUCAAAUGUUCCAAAGCAGUUUGUGCCUGCUGUAGAAAAGGGGUUUUUGGAUGCCUGUGAGAAGGGCCCUCUCUCUGGUCACAAACUCUCUGGAGUUCGGUUUAUCCUACAAGAUGGAGCGCAUCACAUGGUUGAUUCCAAUGAAAUCUCUUUCAUCCGAGCAGGAGAAGGUGCUCUUAAACAAGCCUUGGCAGAUGCAACAUUAUGUGUUCUUGAACCUAUUAUGUCUGUGGAAGUUAUAGCCCCAAAUGAAUUUCAAGGAGCAGUGAUUGCGGGAAUUAAUCGGCGCCAUGGGGUAAUCACGGGACAAGAUGGAAUUGAGGACUAUUUCACAUUGUAUGCAGAUGUCCCGCUAAAUGAUAUGUUUGGCUAUUCCACUGAACUAAGAUCAUGCACAGAGGGAAAGGGAGAAUACACAAUGGAGUAUUGCAGAUAUCAGCCAUGUUCACCAUCCACACAAGAAGACCUCAUUAAUAAAUACUUGGAAUCUACGGGUCAACUUCCGGUAAAAAAGGGAAAAGCCAAGAACUAAUUUUCCUCACUUUAAGUUAACCGACUUAAACUGAAUCUGCAAGGUUUAGAUCCUUUAAUAGAUUCCAGUGGAAUGAAUUCAGACUGAAAUGAGAAAAUUUAGAAGCUCUUCCUGUUAUUUUGAGGAGCUUUUACUAUAUCUGGUGUAUGUCUCUCUCUCUCUCUCUAUAUAUAUAUAUAUAGAUAUAUAUAUAGAUAUAUAUAUAUAUCUCCAUUGAUUUGUUUUUAUAAUUCAAUGAAGAAUCUCAAAAUACUACUAAAAUAUAUUUAAUAUUUAAGGGGGAAAGAGACUAAUUUCAAUUAAACCUCUAAGUUUAAAACUUGUGUAAAAACUUCCAGAUUUACCAUAAGAAUUUUCAACAGAAGAGCUGAAAAAAAUACAAAGAACCACCAUAUAACUUCCACCUAGACUCCGUAGUGAACAAUUUUGUUGACAAUUUGUUAGAUAUUAAUUUUGUCUUAUUGUCCAUCUCUGUCUUGUAUUUGUAUAUUUUUAAUUUUUUAAAAAAUUAUUGUUUUGCUGAACAUUUGAGUGAAUUGCUUAUAUCCCAAAACUUCUUGGAGUGUUAUCUCUUAAUGGAAAGGCAUUUUUUUGUGAUUGGGUUACAUGUGAUUUUAAGAGUGGGUGUUUUUCAGAUUCUUCACUGUAAUAUAUUAAAAGGCUAACUAAAUUUCUGGCUUUUUAUAUAUAACUGAUUGCAUCAAAUUGUGGCUUCUGCAAACUUCUUGUUUCUUGCUCUUAGGAAUACUCCUGAGAGUAUAAAAUGUUACUUUCUUAUAGACCUAUGGAGUGAAAAAUGAACCAAUUGGGUAUGCUAUUCUUGUCUGUUCAUCUAAUGUUUCUGCAGCUUUGAGUAAUAAAAUAUUAUUUGCAGAAUGGCUGCCAAGUUGAUUUCAUUUUCCUAGUAAAUUCUGGUUCAAUUCAAGUCUGUUGGAAUUUAUCACAUGUUCAUUGAGAUUGUGAAAGAAAUGUUAAGCUUUGAUUUCUAUAAUAAGUUGGACUUUCCCAGGCAAUUCUACCAUAUUGUUCAGAAUUGCUUGAUCCAAAAAUCAUUACUUAAUGUGAUACGAACAGAUUAGGGAUCACAGAAAUUUAGUUUGUUAUUAUAAUGCUUUUGACACUGUUUUUGAUGAUUAGGAAAUUUCAAUUAGAAGAACUCAUUUGGUUUUGGAGUAACUUAAUGUAGUGGAUCUGUAUUUUAGCAGAAGUAUUACCUCAUAGGUGGAGUAUCUGAUGAGUUUCCUCUAAAUGGUUGUUUUUAGGUACUUAAGAAUACUUAAGCUCUCUAAAUCAAGUAAUGUGGGGAUGACGCAUGCAAAGGGCUAGGGUUCUAAAUAGAAACAUAAACUUGAUCUACUAAAAAAAGUUAAUAGUUUCAUCCAUCUUUUUAUUUUGUAAGAGUUCAUAUCUGUUAAAACAUUUACAAUCUGGUAUUUGUAAACUUAAAAAGUAAUAUUUGAGUAUACAUUGACUGAUUCUUCCAGACCAAGUACUUUAAUAACGAACCUGGCUAAAGGUUUUUAAACACAAAUAUAAGUGAUCCCAUUAAAUGAUGCUAAUUUUGAGAGGCAGUUGAUGACCAUAUUUACUAGGGCAAUUCUUAGGGAGGUACUUCUCUGAGUCUCAUGGUACAUAGUGUAUUUGCUUUUAUAAAUGCCUUCAAUCAAUACUGGGUCCGAGUGUUUGUCUUGGACCCAAAUGAAAUUUGUAAAUAUUUGAUACUCUCAAUUACAUGAUUGUUUCAUUUAAUACAUGUUUGUGGACAAGACUUUAGAUAA